Zasmidium cellare ATCC 36951 is the source of this 1785-nucleotide messenger RNA. RefSeq lists its product as uncharacterized. NCBI's taxonomy places the organism in Eukaryota, Fungi, Ascomycota, Dothideomycetes, Mycosphaerellales, Mycosphaerellaceae. Gene Ontology annotation, molecular function: protein binding. The record is from RefSeq and is a predicted model, not a curated record. The transcript has a single exon. The coding region runs from base 1 to 1785 and encodes 594 amino acids.
AUGCCAGACACCGCACUUCUCGCGCUUCCCGUUGAAAUUCUCCAAAUCGUCAGUGGACAACUCGACUCUCGAGGCCUUUCUGGCUUUUCCAGGACGUGCAAGACUCUCCGAGCAGCGGCCAGCAGCUCGCUGUUUUGCAAAAUCACUCUCCGCUUCGUGGAUAUCGAAAAGCUUGAGAAAGACCUAGAUCGAUGGACGGACAUACUCGACUUGAAUUCCAGCUGGAAGGCGGUGCAGCGACUUGAGAUUCAUGACGCAUUUGACAAACCACCACUACUUGGCAUCCCAGAUUUGGGAGACGAUCCGCGGGAGCCUUGGAGAUCCUAUGCUACAAAUCACUGUCCGCAGUUGACCCGUGAGAAUGAUCAAGACUUUGCAAAGCUCGCGACAUUCAUCGAUCGUUUGCCGGCUCUUAUGGACAUGGUCUGGGCCAGUUCUGAUCAACUUCCCCCCUGUGUUCUUUCUGUACUCGAGCAAGAGGACAGGGCACACCGACUCCGCUUAUAUCUACGCAAAUUUUGCAUACGCAGUCUGUCAGUACGACCUGGCGUUCCGAUCGAAGUGGACUCAUAUGAAAGACGCUUGGCCACAUCGCCCGUUCUUUACAGCCUAGCGUCAAGAUGUUCAGCAUAUGACAGCGAGGGGAAUGCCAACUUCAACCAGGAGGCCAUAAUGACAAUGGCAGCUUCUCUGGCUCCAAAUUUGAAAGAGCUGUUCUUGUGCAAAGACUUGCCUGGUCGCUUCCCAGCAAUCUUGGCAGCUUCGAACGUUGCUCGACAGAGGUGGCACGGUAAUGAGAUGGGAGAGGGAAAACAGAGCAAGCAAAAAUCUCUGACAACGUUGGUCAUUGCUGGACAUUCUCAUGUCGAUGAACUUCGAGUCUGGCAUCGAAAGACAGACUUCGCCAAGCUUCGUACUUUAAAGCUGUACCAAGACGUACCGAUCGAGGAUCUGUGCUGGCUGACAGAAUUACGUCCCUUUUCCGAAGCUCUCGAGGAAAUUGGACUAGACUUCAGUCACCACGAAAUUCUAGAUGCAACCAAUGAACUAGAGGAUUUCAUUGAUUCUCUCCCGCCUCUACGAGCGCUGAGACUGGUGUGCGCCAGCAGUGAACCAGGCGUGCUGGAAGUGGCUUUCCGACGGCAUGGCGAUAGCCUCCGUACUCUUCGCCUCGGCGAGACAAUCUCGGACAUCAACGAUCUGUCGAAUAUUCGAGACAGUUGUCCAAACCUUCGAGAACUAGCAGUGACCACCACACGUUCAGCCGGCAAUGCAGAUGAGAUAGGUCGCCACCGCACAAUCGGCGCCCUUCAGCACUUACGCUGUCUAAUCUUGACAUUGCAUGUUCACUACCGUUUGGAUACAGUGGACGAUGCAAGCAUAAUACGCGCCGCAUUGAUAGACUCUGCCGUUGACAAAUCAUUAGCAGCUUCAAUCUUUGGCGCCGUAUCAGCAUCCUCCACUGUCGGGCACGGCUCACUCGAAACACUCCGGCUAUCGGUGCAGAUUGAUCAAGCAUCAUUCGACCACGAAUUGGAAAUUACUUGCAAGAUGCUAGCACGUUCUUGGCAGUGUGAGAAGAACCCCGGAGAUGAUGCACCAAAACAUUCAUGCUUUGUAGCGGAAUUGGGAGCCGAGGACAGAGAGGACUACGAAAGUGCGUUUGGUCGCAGGCUCGAUCCAGAGAUCGAAGCUGUGAUGCGCGACCUGUGGCCUGAACAAGCAACUGGAGACUGGAGACACGAUUGGCAUAGCUGGGCGCUGCAAGACACUGCGCCCCAUUGA